UGAUGGUGUUUGUGUUGGUCUCCUCAGCUGUUGGACUGGAGUAAAUCGGGCAGUACCGAGCGUCUGUUGACGUUCUACCGGCUGACCGUUGUCGUCGCCGAGCGCCUCAAAGGACUCUUCGUCCUGUUCGCAGGAAAUCUGGUGAAGCCAAUGGCCGACCUGCUGAGACAGACGGACGUCUCGCGGACAGGUGAGCUGUUGUUUGAGUCGGGUCGCGGCGAGGAGAAGAGCGCUCUGCUGCUUCAGCUGCUGCUCGACUGUCUGCACAAGAUCUUCCUGUACGACACGCAGAGGUUCCUGAGCAGAGAGCGGGCCGACGCCCUCAUGAGCCCGCUGCUCGACCAGCUGGAGAACCUCCUGGGCGGAGAGCAGGUGUACCAGCAGAGGGUGACCCAGCACCUGGUGCCCUGCGUGGGGCAGUUCUCCGUGGCGCUGGCCGACGACUCGCAGUGGAAAACUCUCAACUACCAGAUCCUGCUGAAGACCAGACACCCCGAGUCCAAGGUGCGGUUCUCCUCUCUGCUCAUGCUGAUGGAGUUAGCGUCCAAACUGAAGGAGAACUACGUGGUGCUGCUGCCAGAGACCAUCCCAUUCAUAGCAGAGCUGAUGGAGGGUGAGCACACACACACACACACACACACACACACACACACACACACACACACGUGUUUGUUAGAUAUGAUGUGA
Messenger RNA from Larimichthys crocea (large yellow croaker), 687 nucleotides. RefSeq names its product HEAT repeat-containing protein 1-like. Lineage: Eukaryota; Metazoa; Chordata; Actinopteri; Sciaenidae. The record is from RefSeq and is a predicted model, not a curated record. Gene Ontology annotation, molecular function: snoRNA binding. Gene Ontology annotation, cellular component: t-UTP complex; 90S preribosome; small-subunit processome. Gene Ontology annotation, biological process: positive regulation of transcription by RNA polymerase I; maturation of SSU-rRNA from tricistronic rRNA transcript (SSU-rRNA, 5.8S rRNA, LSU-rRNA). The coding region runs from base 151 to 687 and encodes 178 amino acids. The transcript is spliced from 4 exons.